Molecule: messenger RNA, 1615 nt
Organism: Triticum aestivum (bread wheat)
Lineage: Eukaryota; Viridiplantae; Streptophyta; Magnoliopsida; Poales; Poaceae
Product: expansin-like A4
Exons: 2
Coding region: 1-1005 (334 amino acids)
Source: RefSeq, a predicted model, not a curated record
AUGGCGACACCGUACCAGGCUGGGGUCGUGAACUAUACGUGCCCGCCAGUCCGGCGCAACCCUCAUCGAUCCACCGACCAUGGCGCGCCUUCUCUCCUCGUCCUCGUCCUCGCGGUGGCCGCCGCCCUCGCCCUAUCGCUGCCCGUGCGCGCUUCUGGGACUCCCUCGUCGUCGUACCGCUGCGGCUGGUGCACGCGCCGAUCCAUCGCCUCCCUCCUCCCUCUCUACGUCGGCGUCCUCACCAGCGCCGCGUGUGGAUACGGUGACCCGGCCAAGCUCGCCGCCGUCGGGGGGUUCCACAUUGCAGCCGUCAGCGCUGGAUUCUUCCGCGGCGGCCGGGCCUGCGGCGCCUGCUACCAGCUGAGGUGCAGGGACCGGAGCGCGUGCGCAGAGGGCGGCGUCAAGGUCAUCAUCUCCGACGUGGCGAAACCGGCGACGGGCACGAACAGGACAGGCGGCAGCCAGUUCCAGCUCACGAAGGACGCGUUCGCCGCCUUGACCGCUUCUCGUGACGAUGGUCAGCUCGGGAGCUUGGUGGACACAGCCGUCGACGUCGACUUCAGGAGGAUACCUUGCGCAUACAAGAGCAAGAACCUGGCGGUGAGGGUGGAUGAGACCAGCAGCAGGGAUAAGGGCCACCUCGCCCUUCGCUUCCUCUACCAGGGCGGCCAGACCAACAUCACCACCGUCGAGGUCGCGCAGGCGGCGACACCUGAUGCCGCGCAGAGUGCUGCCGCACCGUCGCCGACGAAAUGGCAGUACAUGACAUGGCGCGAGGGGUCACCAGGGGUGUGGCGCACGUCGCACGCACCGGCUGGCCCGCUGCAGGUCAGGGUCGUGGUGACCGCGGGCUCCGUCGGCAAGUGGCUGUGCGCCGACGGGGCGGUGCUCCCCGCGGAGUGGCAGCCAGGCACGGUCUACGACACAGGGCUGCGCGUCACCGACGUCGCCGCGCACACAUGCAGUUGCGCCUCCACCUCCGGGGACGACGGCGAAGAGGAGUAGGAGCUCAGUUGACGACGCAGACGCGCGCUCGGACCAGGCCUGCACGCCAUCGGCCGGCCGCCGGGAAGGUCGAUGAUGCAUUGCUGCUGCUGCAUGUACACUGCACGGAUGUGUACGUGUUCCGCUGCAUCUACAUCGUGACACGCAGCACACGCGGAAAAGGGAAGAGAAACGGAGAAAGAGGCAUAAUAGCAAAAAGGAACCCGAAAGAAAUGGAAGUUCGCAACGACGCCCUUGGGAUAUUCCAACCUAGACCCCUUCAUCGCCUACAACUUCUCGUCGUCGUCAUCGCUGAAGCUCCGCCGGAAGAAAUGGUGCGUGCUCUAUGAUUGUGCUUCCACCAUGACGGGCGGCCAUUGACCACACUUGCAAGUAGCUAGUGCAUACUAGCUAGUGGGCUAUACAUAGGCACGGUUGAUAAUUGAGAUCGUUGUCAUUGUACUCAUGCAUGCACUACAUGAGUGGGUGGGUGAGCUAUCGGCAUUAGGCAUUCGGCAUCUACCCAGCGGGCCAAGUCCAAAGAUCUUGCGGCCAUUGCUGAUUCUUAUUCCACCGUCUUCUCUAUGGAAUUAGUUUGGUGACAUUUAUCUCUACUUCCUCUGUCCCAUAA